GUUGUUCUUUAUUAUAAUAUUUAUAAAAACUUUACAGCCUACGCGUUGCAACGUUACCGUGCCCCAUAUUGCCAUCCGCAAAGUUUGAGAUAAACAUAAUAUUUUCACUCGCAUAUCUCUUCCAAUGUCCAAUCUCUCAAUAAUAUAAAAUUCAACCAUCACGCCCCCCCGCGACUAUUUAGAGCAACUCCAUAAAGUUUAACGUAAAUUUGUGAUUUUUUCCCUCCCGCACACCAUACCAUAUCUAUAUUUUAUAUUAUAUUCGCUACACCCGUUACGCAAUUACCAUCCAUACACCACUGACGAAWCGAACUAAGACGAAUGCACAUCGCGUACAUAGAAUAAUAUUAUAAAUUUUUAUUUAUUGAUUCUUGCAACAUCAUAAACAGCAUUAUAUAAGAAAAUUCAUACGAUAUCGACGACUGCAACAAGAACGAUAUAAUAUUAUAGACGGAAAUAAAUUGGUUCAAAGUAUGUGGUAAAUAAUGAGACUACAAGGAGACAUGGAAUCAACCGAUGACGAGCUUGACCAGAGUGUGUUCGAAAACAAAAAUGGCUUAGCUGACGAUAUGGCGUUCCUGGCCAGUAUGCCCGAAUUAUGUGAUGUAACUUUUUUGGUCGGUGAUACAAGAGAACCAGUAUGUGCUGUGAAAGCUGUCUUAGCUGCAAGGAGUCGAGUAUUUCAUAAAAUGUUAUACCAGCCACCGAGCCCUCAAAGAAAAAAAGAAGUUUUACCUAAAGAAACCACAAAACUAAGACGGCCUACUUUUCUAAAACGAAGCAGUGAACCGCUUCUCAAUGUCAAAAAUGCCAAUACACAAACUCAAUCCAAUCAACAUCAAACAGUCGUAGUUGAUGAAUUCGAACCAGACGUAUUCCGCCAACUCAUUGAAUACAUACAUACUGGUUGUGUAACUUUGCAACCCAGAACUUUAUUGGGAGUACUAAAUGCAGCAGAUUAUUAUGGCCUGGAAGAUCUACGGAAGGCAUGCACAGGUUUCGUCCAGUGCUGUAUAAAUGUGGACACGGUCUGUGCCUUACUGUCAUCAGCAGAGCGGUAUAUUCAAUACAAAUGUACUAAAAGUCUUGUUCAGAAGGUUUUGGAGUUUGUUGACGAACAUGGAAACGAAGUGUUAAACCUCGGAUCAUUCGCUCUAUUACCACUACACGUGGUCCGGUUGAUAUUAAGCAGAGAUGAACUGAAAGCAGACGAAUUCACUAAAUUCCAGGCUGCACUUAUGUGGACAAUGAAAUACGGGGAUACAAAUUCAAAUGUUGACUGGAAAGAAGUUUUUGUGGAAAAUUUCAUGUCGUCCAUUCAAUACCACAAAAUACCGGCUAAUGUAUUGAUGAACGAAGUGGAACCUUUAAAACUGGUUCCAUACGAAGUGAUCAUGACAUCAUUAGCGUAUCAGGCAGACCCCUCCUGUGUCGAUCCCGACAAAUUGAAGAGGGCCUUGAGAAUGGGUAACUAUCAUGGACUGAUGGGCAUCAGUAGUACAAUUGGCACCGUAACGGCUGAAAGAACCAUGUCGGUGCAGAGUUCGGGCACACAUCAUGGUUCCAGCUCGACUAUUAGCUCCAUUGGAUCUAGCGAUCUAGUUGGUUCUGACAAAACUUGAUCCGAGAGAACUCCAAGUUCAUAGGCGUGCGCAUUAGCCUUAACCUUGGUUUUAUUUAAACAAAAACUUCCAUUUAGUUAUUAAUUGAAUAUUGCGUCUAAUUAAUUACCUAUAAAUUAUAAUUAUUAAAUUCUUAUUGACAUUAAACAAUCAGAUUUAUUCUAAUAAAAAGACUGUGAUGGUUACUAAAAUGAAUUUUACUUGAAAACAACAAUAUCAUAAUAUUAUAUAUAUAAAAUUAUUACUAUUAAAUUAAAAACAAAAUUAUUAUUAAGGACCAAUUAUAAUCUAAAGUUACCUUUAACAAUUAUGUGAGCAUAAUACUCGUAUAUACUAAAUAUACAUUUCAAAUCCUUUCCGCGCACGCCUAUGCUCAAAAAUAAAAGCAUUUCAACAAAAAUGAAUUAACUUGAGAUCCAUAUAAAGUUAUAUUUAAAUGGACGCUAAUCUAAUUAUAAAAAUUCAAAUAAUCACCAUAACCAAUGAGAUGUUUAACUAUUUGAAUUAUUUAAUAUACAUGAUACACAUUGUACCUACUAGGUAUUUAUUAGGUAUCUUUAAAUUAUUAUAAUAUUUUUAUUCAAAUUCAAUUUUUUUCUGUUCCUAAAUUUUCAACACUUUAAUAUAUUGUUCAUGCACAGUUUGUCAAUUUACAAUAAGAUAAUUUAGUUUAUUUACUAUAACUUAAGACUAAUAUUUCCUGAUAGGUAUUUACUGCAGGUAAAUAAUAAUAUAAAAAAUAUCCAAUAUUUCGUUGCAAUUUCAGAUACUAGAUAAUCAAAUUUGUUAAUUCUAUUUAAUUCGKUUUAUAGCUUAUGUGAUUUAUUAAAUAAAUAUAUAUUAUAGAAGAAUUUUCCAAAAUUGUCCACACGAAUUUUAAGACUAUUAAAACUUGACGUAUAAUAUUUAAAUUUAUACUACAGGUUUAUUCUUUUAACAGAAAAGUUACUCAUUACCUCUAAAAGUAUUAAUAUUGCAAAAAUAUUUUUUUUUUUACAUAAUUUUAUAUAAUUACUAAACAAAAUGUUUAGUAAACAAUUAUAUUGUCACGAUUGAAAAAAAGUUUUCUACUGUUUUGACUGAUGUGGAAAGGCACCUAAACAUUUUUCCCAAGUAAAAUACUGUUCUUUAAAAUUUAAUUUUUAUAAUUUUGCUAUCCUCAAAACAAUAUUUUUGUGUAAUCGGAAAUUAAAAGUGUUCGCUGUCUUUCAAAAAAAUAAAACAUAAAAAAAUUAUUAUAAAAAAGGUCUGUUUUUCGGACAUUUUGUAAUGUUUUGACUUUAUAUUAUGUAAAAAAAGUUUUCAAAAGCAUCCAUACUUUUAAAGAUAAUGAGUGUUUACUGUUACAAGAAUUACCAUCCCUUAUUAUUACAGGUACUCAAAUUUAUAUAAUUUCUUAGUAGAAUGUAAUGAAUACAAAAGUUAGUUUUAAUUUCAUUGGUGUGGUUAUACUAGUUAUAUGUUGGUAUUACGAAUUUUACAUUUACAAAAUUAUAACUUGAAAUAUUUAUUUUAUA
This is a messenger RNA of Diuraphis noxia (Russian wheat aphid), 3139 nucleotides long. RefSeq names its product speckle type BTB/POZ protein (gene gprs). Lineage: Eukaryota; Metazoa; Arthropoda; Insecta; Hemiptera; Aphididae. The record is from RefSeq and is a predicted model, not a curated record. Gene Ontology annotation, molecular function: protein binding.